AUGACUACAAUACAACCUCAAAUACAACAACAGCAACAACAACAGCAACAACCACAACAAGUAUUAUUGACUCUUGAUGCUAAUACAGCUGAAUCAAUCUUAAAGUCAAACAAAAAGAUAUCAGAUUAUAUACAUCAUUUGGCAAAUGAACCAAGUGUAGGUAUGUAUCAUGUGCAAGAGCACAUUCGAAAGGCUGUACCAAAGAAUGUGACACUCAAGAAAGAAGUAAAGAACUUGACAUCACACAUUGAAGACAUAUCAUAUAAUGUCGAUGAUUCAAUCAAGGCUAUUCAAUCAAUCAAUGAAAUAACUACAUUUAAUCAUAUACAUGAACUAUUGGUUUCUUCAAUUGAUAGAGCUUCAAAAUUGGUAAACAAUAAAUCAUUGGCAUAUGUUAAUUCACAACAAAAGGAUUCAUCAGCUUCAAGAACCUUUUCAUCAUUCUCUAAGCUAUCGGUCAAUGAUCCUUCAUAUAGAGCACCUAAUAAUAAUGGUGGUAGUGGAGGAGUUGGUGGUAAUAAUACAACUGGAAGUACAAGUAGUAGUAAUAGUAGUAGUACUCAAUCAUAUCAAUCAUUCCCUCUAUACCAUAGUUUAAAUAAUAGUAAUACUGUUAUUACUAAAAAUAAUAAUUUAAAUAAUAAUAAUAAUAAUAAUAAUCUAACCCAAAAUAUAAAUAUUGUAAAUAAUCAACAACAACCAACAAAUAAUUCACAACAACAAUCAUUUAAUCAAUCAUUUAGUCAAUCUUUAUCAUCAUAUGAUGACAAUGAUAUCAAUGAAUACAAUAGACAACAACAAGAAAUAAUGAAUCAACAAGACAACAAUUUUAAUGAAAUACCAAUCACUUCUGAUUUCUCAACUUCCACUACCUCUACUACAUCAACAUCGACUACUUCAACAUCUCAAUCAUCUGUGAAUUAUGGAAAGAAAAAGACUAGUAAAUCAAAGAAACCUACUUCUUCCUCCUCCACAACAACAAAGAAAAAAGAAACACGUGAUAUUGAUUUUAAACAAUUCUAA
Cavenderia fasciculata is the source of this 1023-nucleotide messenger RNA. RefSeq lists its product as uncharacterized. Lineage: Eukaryota; Evosea; Eumycetozoa; Acytosteliales; Cavenderiaceae. The record is from RefSeq and is a predicted model, not a curated record. The coding region runs from base 1 to 1023 and encodes 340 amino acids. The transcript has 3 exons.